This is a messenger RNA of Cyprinodon tularosa, 1421 nucleotides long. RefSeq names its product tuftelin 1b (gene tuft1b). The coding region runs from base 75 to 1340 and encodes 421 amino acids. The transcript is spliced from 13 exons. Lineage: Eukaryota; Metazoa; Chordata; Actinopteri; Cyprinodontiformes; Cyprinodontidae. The record is from RefSeq and is a predicted model, not a curated record. Gene Ontology annotation, biological process: intracellular signal transduction. Gene Ontology annotation, cellular component: intracellular anatomical structure.
GUUUAAUUAGGAAACUGGUGGGAAAAACGACCCGAUGAGUUUUUGGAGACCAGACUGAUGAGGACAGACGUGGGAUGGGAUCCCUUUUGAUGAAGAUAAAGCAGGUGUCUGAGUGCAAAAUGCUUUGGUUCAGCAAUACCAAAGCAAAAAGUCUGCCAGAUGGAGGCACUAUCAACACAGAUGAGAUGAGUGGAUUUAGAGGGAGAAAGACGCUGGAAAAUGGAAAAGAACGAAAGAUAAGCAACAAGCUUCCCACGCCGGUCAGGCUGUCCUCACAGGAUCAGGAGCCGACGGGAUACACCUCAGAGAGGCAAAGCAGCAAGGAGAGCAGCAUAGCCGUUGUGCUGCCACAGAAACCCAGCGAGCAAAAACACAGAGCUGAGCUCAUCACUCCCAGAGUAGAAAAGGAAGAAGUUAUUAAGGUCUACCUUGAACCUAGACAAAAAACGAUACAGAGUGUCAGGAUGCUGACGGACGAAGUGUCCCACAUUCAGGAGGUGCGGUACUGCCUGAAGUCUCUCAGAGAGCAGAUGGCUGCCAGACAAAACAGCAACUUCAAUAAGGUUCCAGCAAACGGCAUAAGAGUUAACACUCACAGCAGCCAACCGCCGGUCACCAACAAUAACAAUAAUGUUUCUUUGGACGUUCAGUUCGAGGACAAUCAGGAGGACAGCGCCAAGCUCAGGGAGGUGACCAGGCGCCUGUAUGCACAGCUGAAGGAAAUGGAGAAGCAGCACCAGGAGGAGCGGGACAGACUGGAGGCCGAGUCGAACGAAUGCCGCAUCCGCCUGGCUGAGCAGUCUGUGCGUCUGCAGGCGGUGGAGCUGCAGUCAGAGGAAAAAGCCCAACAGGUAGAAGAGCUGCAGAGGCUGCUGGAGGGAAUGAGGAUGGAGAGCAACCUCCUUAAAGACAAGAUGGAGGCAGGGGAGGCAGAGCUGCUUCAGCUAAAAAAGAACCGAGAGGGAGGAGCAGAGAAGGAACAAAGGUGCACAGAACUCAACCAUGAGGUGGCUGUGCUAAAGGAAAAGAUUCACCACCUUGAUGACAUGCUGAAGAGUCAGCAGAGGAAGCUCCGUCACAUGAUCGAACAGCUGCAGCAUGCGCGGACGAUAAUCCAAGAGAGGGACCGGGUCAUCACGGAUCUGGAGGAGAAGGUCGCCUUCCUAGAAGCUGAGAAUAAGGAAAUGCAUGACCACUUGGAGCAUCUCCUGACAGGAGAGGACCCUCCUGAAAUCUCCACUGAAAACAAGCCGGAAAUUGUUUACAGCAAACCUUUGAUUCCAACAUCCCCGACCAACAAGGUCCUGCCUUUAAUCAAAGUCAUCGAGAUCAAAUCUUGAGCAACGUUGCAAGAAAUUAUCUAAAACAGACAUGUAAAUAUGUUUUUACUUUUCCUCUAAUAAUAUAUAUAAAUAUUUAUA